CUCUUAUCACUCUUUGACCCCAUCGCUCCAUCACCUCAUUUUCAAUUAUCGGUUGGAGUCAAGCAAGUUAAAGCAAACUUAGUGACUCGGAACACUCAACAGUCGAUCAACUUACAUUUCCAUAGACCGCAACUGCCGAUCGUCUAUCCCGUUACGGUCAUCUCAAAUCACUUUCAAACAUAUCACUUGCCUUUUGGAAACCUUAGGUUCAUCCUCUAUCUGCUGCGUAUAUGGCAAACUCUACCAAUGUUGGAAAUAAGAAGGCCCUCCUCAUUGCAGUCCGAUCUGUGAAUAAAAAAGGCUUCCUUCCUUUGCAACAUGCACAUGAGGACGCCGAAUCGCUCAAAUGCCUCCUUAUCGAUAAGUUCGAUUACCCCGAAGAAAAUGUUGUCUUGAUGAAGCAUGAUGCGGAGCACCCAAAACAUCUCUGGCCAUCACGGGACAACAUACUCGAGCAAAUCACCAAGAUGGUUGCAAAUGCAACCUCAAAUGACCAAUUUUUCUUCUACUAUUCCGGUCACGGAAACCAAGUAACUUGCAAGCACCAUACAGAAACAGAUGGAAAGGACGAAGUCAUAUACGCGUACACUGGCCACUACAUAGUUGAUAACAAACUAAGAAAGGUACUGGUAGAGCCUUUACCUCGAGGCAGUAAACUUUUCGCACUGUGGGACUCUUGCCACUCUGAGACGAUUUUGGACCUGGAACACUAUAAAUGCAAUAAGUUAUUGUCUGGAGACGUGAGAACUCGACGAAAGUCAUUAACGGGACGCUUCUUGUUGGGUAUGUUGAGUUUUUGUGUAAGACUCUCAUAUAUUGACAUAGGGACAAGAUUUCGUGUCAAGACCAAGGACACUUCCCGACAACCAACAACCUCUAUCGCGUGGUCGUGCGGGAAAUCCAUCGCUGACGUUAAACAGCAUCCUUAUGCGACCUCAAUCUCCCAACAGCUGGCUUCCUCGCAUGUUUUUUGAGAACUCACCUUCUGCUCUCCGUCGGGUUUUGUCCCCAGUCUCUUGGUUCAAGUGUACGGGUGACUGUCAGUAGAA
Messenger RNA from Suillus discolor, 1049 nucleotides. RefSeq names its product caspase domain-containing protein. The coding region runs from base 231 to 974 and encodes 247 amino acids. The transcript has 9 exons. Gene Ontology annotation, biological process: proteolysis. NCBI's taxonomy places the organism in Eukaryota, Fungi, Basidiomycota, Agaricomycetes, Boletales, Suillaceae. Gene Ontology annotation, molecular function: cysteine-type endopeptidase activity. The record is from RefSeq and is a predicted model, not a curated record.